Molecule: messenger RNA, 5014 nt
Organism: Alligator sinensis (Chinese alligator)
Lineage: Eukaryota; Metazoa; Chordata; Crocodylia; Alligatoridae
Gene: EPHB4
Product: EPH receptor B4
Exons: 17
Biological process (GO): central nervous system projection neuron axonogenesis; cell surface receptor protein tyrosine kinase signaling pathway; axon guidance
Cellular component (GO): plasma membrane; neuron projection
Molecular function (GO): ATP binding; transmembrane-ephrin receptor activity; protein binding
Source: RefSeq, a predicted model, not a curated record
GGACCAGUAAGGGGUGGUAACUAGAACUAGUAUGCCCAGGGAACUGGGACCAGUAAUGGUUGGAAACUAGAACUAGUAUGUCUGGGGAACUAGGAGCCAUAAGGGGUGGGAACUGGGAGCAGUAUGGCCAGGGAACUGGAACCAGUAAUGGCUGGGAAUUGGAACUACUAUGGCUGGAGAACUAGGAGCAGUGUGGCCAGGGGACUGGGAACCGUAUGGGCUGCCUUCGGCUGGUACCUGCCUCAGUUUCCGCCCCCUGGGCCGAUGGCGCCGUGGGUUGUCUUCCUCUGUGUCCGUGCUAUCCUGGCUUUGGAAGAGACACUGCUGGACACGCAGCUGGAGACCUCAGACCUGAAGUGGACGGUGUAUCCUGAGGGGGAAGGGCAGUGGGAGGAGGUGAGCAUGCUGGACCGGGAGCGCCAAGCCUCGGCCCGCACCUUCGAGGUGUGUGGGGGCCCACUGGGCCAGCCCGGCGGCCCCCCCCAGAACAGCUGGCUGCGCAGCACCUACGUGGCGCGGCGCGGAGCAGUGCAGGCCUACUUGGAGCUGCGCUUCAGCAUGCUGGAGUGUGCCUCACUGCCCCGCGGCGCCGGCCCAGCCCGGCCCUGCAAGGAGACCUUCACCGUCUUCUACUAUGAGAGCGAGGGUGACACAGCCACGGCGCGCAGCCCCGCCUGGAUGGAGAACCCCUAUGUCAAGGUGGACACCGUGGCCGCUGACCACCUCUCCCGCAAGCGGCCUGGUGCCGAGCCUUCUGGCAAGAGCCGGCUGCCUUUCAAGGCCGUGUCCCCCCCUCAGGUGAACGUGAAGACGCUGCGGCUGGGCCCGCUGAGCAAGGCUGGGCUGUACGUGGCUUUCCAGGACCAGGGGGCCUGCCUGGCGCUGCUGGCUGUGCGGCUCUACCACAAGAAGUGCCCGGGUGCUGUGCGGGGCCUGGCUGCCUUCCCCGAAACACUGCCGCGUGGGCUGGUGACGCCGGCUGCUGGGCAUUGCGUGGACCAGGCUGCCCCAGCCCGCCCCAGCGCAGCUCCCACCCUCUAUUGCCAGCAGGAUGGGCGCUGGGCCGAGCCCCCCGCACCCGCCUGUGCCUGCCAUGCUGGUCACCAUGCCGCCGAUGCCGCCACUCGCUGUGCAGCCUGUCCUGCCGACACAUUCAAGGCGGCACCGGGGGAGGGGCCCUGCCUGCCCUGCCCCCCCUUCAGCCAUGCACCGACACCCGGGGCCACAGUUUGCACCUGCCGCAAUGGCUACUACCGCGCCCCUGCAGACCUGCCGGCUGAACCCUGCACCACACCGCCCUCGGCCCCACGUAGCCUGGUGGCACGCUCUAAUGGGUCGGCAGCAGCGCUGGAGUGGAGCGAGCCGCUGGAGAGUGGGGGCCGCCAGGACCUGCGCUAUACUGUGACCUGCCGUGAGUGCCCGCCCGGGGGGGCGCCCUGCCGGCCCUGCCGCCUGCGCCUGCUACCGGGCGCCCGUGACCUGGCACAGACCCGUGUCACCGCGCUGGGCCUGCACCCACACCUCACCUAUGCCUUUGUGGUGGAGGCUACCAACGGUGUGUCCGGCCUCAGCCCCGGUGCCCCCCAUGGCGAGGCCAUCAACGUCACCAGCGGGCAGGACGGUGAGACCCCCACCCCGCGGUGCCCCUCGCUUCCAACCUGCAGCCCCCUGCCCCCCCAGCCAUGCCACUCCCGACCCUGAGGGGCACUGGGGGUCUCAGAUGCCUUUCCCUUCUCUGUGCAGAGCGCAGGGGGGGCCAAUGGGCCCCACCUGUUUGUGAAGACAGCAGCACCGGGGGUGGAGCUGGGGGGGCUGCGCCGGGGGGGACUUUACGGGGUGCAGGUUCGGGCCCGAUCGGAGGCCGGAUAUGGCGACUUCGGAGCCGAGACCCCCCUGGCCACACCUGGCACUGACCCCCCCAGGCAGGCAGAGCCCCUGGGUGCCAUCGCAGGGGCGGCGGCUGUGGGGGGGCUCCUAGUCGUGGCCGUGGUCGUGGUGGCUGUCAUCUGUGUCAGGCGUCAUGGCUCUGGGGGUCGUGACCCUGAGGACUCGGACAAGCCAGGGCAACUGCUCAUUGGACAGGGCACCAAGGUCUACAUCGACCCAUUCACCUACGAGGACCCGAGUGUAGCCGUGCGCGCCUUUGCCAAAGAGAUAGAUGUGGCCUGCGUCAAGAUCGAGGAAGUCAUCGGCGCUGGUGAGUUUGGCGAGGUGUGCCGGGGUCGGCUGCGGGCGCCAGGCCGGCGUGAGACACGUGUGGCCAUCAAGACGCUGAAGGGCGGCUACACAGAGCGGCAGCGCCGUGACUUCCUGGCUGAGGCCUCCAUCAUGGGGCAGUUCGAGCACCCCAACAUCAUCCGGCUGGAGGGCGUCGUGACGGCCAGUGCGCCCGCCAUGAUCCUCACUGAGUUCAUGGAGCAUGGCGCCCUCGACGCCUUCCUGCGGGGCAAUGCAGGGCGGUUCCGCCCGCUACAGCUGGUGGGGAUGCUGCGUGGCAUCGGGGCCGGCAUGUGCUACCUGGCCGAGACUGGCUAUGUGCACCGGGACCUGGCAGCACGCAACGUGCUGCUCAGCGCCCAGCUGGUCUGCAAGGUCAGCGACUUUGGACUCAGCCGCUUCCUGGAGGACGACAGCUCGGCUGACCCCACAUACACCAGCACCCUGGGAGGCAAGAUCCCGAUCCGGUGGACAGCACCCGAGGCCAUCGCUUUCCGCAAGUUCACGUCGGCAAGUGAUGUUUGGAGCUACGGGAUCGUCAUGUGGGAGGUGAUGUCAUACGGGGAGCGCCCCUACUGGGACAUGUCCAACCAGGAUGUGAUCAAUGCAGUCGAGCAGGAUCACCGCCUGCCACCGCCACCCGCCUGCCCCGCAGCACUGCACCGCCUAAUGCUGGACUGCUGGCAGCGCGAGCGCAGCACCCGGCCCCGCUUCGCCCACCUGGUCCGCGCCCUCGACAAGCUGAUGCGGCACCCGGCCGCCCUGCGCGUCACCACCCCCGAGGGCCCUGCCUCAUCCCAGCCCCUCCUGGAGCAGCGCAGCCCCCCCGCCCCUGCCCCAGGCCCCGGCUCAGUGGGCGAGUGGCUGCGGGCGCUGGGGCUCGGGCGCUAUGAGGACGACUUUGCCCGUGGUGGCCUACGGUCCCUGGAGAUGGUGGCCCAGGCGUCGGCCCAGGACCUGGUGCGGGUCGGGGUGACCCUGCCUGGGCACCAGAAGAAGAUCCUGUCCAGUGCCCAGAGCUUGCAGGGCCAGGCCAAGUCAGAUCCAGCCGGGGAGUCCAUGGCGGGGGGCUUCUGACCCCCCCCCCCAAAAUCCCUGUUGCCCCCCUCCAAAAUGGUUGCCACCUGAGGGAAACCAUGAUGGAUGCCCUUCUUUCAACUGCCAAGAUGGCCAGUCUCCAAUGGGACCCAAGAUGGCUGCCCUCCCCUUCACCAGUCGCAGAGGGACAUUGAAGAUGGCUUUUGGGUGAUCUUUUCAAGAUGAGCGCUAGUUGAAGGGGACGUCCACUAUGGCCGCACCAUCAUCAACUACCAAGAUGGCCGCCUGCAUGGCUGGGUCUGCCACUCCGCAUCCGCUGUUUGGCCCCCCCAUCCAAUUGGGGCCAGCCAAGAUGGCUGCCAUGGGGGGGUGAAGGCCCCCUAGAUGGCUGCUCAGAUGGGGUCCAAGAUGGCCGCCCUUAUCCCAUCUCCAAAGAUGGCCGCUGUGUGCUCGGGCCUUCCCAUUGCCACCAUGGUGCUGGACUCCACUGGGAACACCAAGGUGGCUGCCCUCUUCCUGUUGCCUUGUGGGGGUUCCCCCCCCACACACACAUACACCAGAAGCCUUAUUGGCCCCCACCCUGGUUGGGGGUGGGCAGUGAUGUCACCUGGUCAGUCAUCAGUGAUGUUAGCUACUUGAAACCUGGGGCAGGAGCCUUAUUAUUAUGGACCUAAGACUCCACCCCCUGCCUUAAAGCCAAAGAGUGACCUCGUGGCAGUGAGGUCAUCGCUGCUCUGUGAUGUGACACGCGUGGAACACCCAGGUAUGAUGUCUUGCGAUCCCCUCGGGGCACCGGAUGAUGUCACCGGGGGAGGGGACCUGUGAUGUCAUCCCCCGUUCAUGCCAAUGAUGUCAUAAGCGCUGGGCUGGGACAUAAAGACACUGCCACUCCUGCGUAUGGUGUCAUCACUCCUGACAUCAGCAGGAGAACACCAGCAUGCUGCAGUGAUGUCACAAGAGCCGCCCCUAUGCGGGGUGCUGGGCAAUGAUGUCAUCAGGCACUGACCUCAUCCCUAGCUGUGACAUCAUUGCCUGGGUAACCCAGGAACUCUGGCUCUCUAGAGACAAUGAGGUCAUCACUGGGGGGUGGCCCUGCCGUGCCAACCCCCCCUGGGGUGUGAUAUCAUGGUUGCAGUCUAAUGAUGUCAUCACAGAGCAGCACCUUUUAAGCCUUCAUAUUGAAGGCGAGUUACAUUCUUUGUUGAAAUAAUCAGUGUUUUGUGGGUUGUCCCGUUUCCUCUGUAUCGGAGGGGGGGACAUGGGGACCCCCACCCCCUGGUGCCCCUCACUCCCGCCCCUUCAGCCCUGCCUGUGCCCCUCACUCCUGACCCCAGCCACAGCCCCCCUGCCUCCCAAACCGCCCCUAUGGGGCACCCCAGGGAAAGGGGGUGGGGGCAGGGGUGAGGCCUGCUGGAGCCCCUCCCCCACCCUGUUUGCUGGGAAGUCUCCUGUUUUCUGUUAAAUUAUAAAAACGCCUUUUUUUGUAUACUAAAAUAACCAGGAAUGAACGAGGGGCUGGGCUGGGUUCUGCCGGAGCUGCGAGGCUGGUUGAGGCCGGCCCUUUAUUGGUAUAAAUUAAGGCAAAAUCCCGCGAUUUGGGGCCACCCCCCAUCCAUGGGGGCCGGGGGCGGGUGUCUUCUGGGCCCCGCCCGCACUCCAGGGUGGGGCGGUUGGGGCCGCGUCCAGCAGGGGGCGUGUCCUUCAGUCCCUGGGGUGGGGCUUCGUCUUGGGGGCGUGUCCUUCAGCCACCAGGGGCGGG